GUAACACAAAUAAAGAUUUUUUCGAGACAAUUGAUGUGAAAAUAGAAAAUUCUGGAGAAGGAAACACUCCACCCAAUGAAAGAAUAUACCAAAUAUUAACCAGCUGGAGACAGGCCACCCCAAACGCUCAGUUGAACGAUAUUCUAGACGCAUUGAAGCACUGCAACCUUAACGCUUUAUGUAUUAAGCUUAUAGAUAAAUUAAAAGAUAAAAAUCUGUUGGACGCUGAUAUUGAUGGCGAUUUUCUUGAUACAGUGACUGCACGAAGUGGAAAUGACAAUUCACUAUCUCCAGGAAAUGAUCUGUCCGUUCAAGAUGCUGUCAUUUACAUAGAAGACAAUGAUCUAGCGUACGGUGGACAUGUCGUAAUGGAAGAUCUUAAAUCUUUCAAAUAUGAAGAUGAUGAUGCUGGGUGUAUAAGUUAACGAAUGACAUAUAAAUAUUAGUUUACAAAAAAUAUAGACAAUUCAUUUAUAAGACUAUGACAAAGAUAUUGUCACAUAAGUGCAGUAACGGGUGUACUCCUUCAACUAUUCAUAGGAGUUAACCUAUUACUGUACUAAGAUGACGAUAUAAUGCAUGAUAUUUUGGCUUGCAGUUACAACUAAACUGAGCCUGGACUGUUUUCAAUUUUUGUCGUGUUGGGCUUUCUUUAGUGAGUUUGGUUAUCUCUAUUUUAUUAUAAAAUAGGUGCAAAGAAUGGUGUUGGUAGAUAAUUUUACAAGAGGCAUUGCCUGAAUAACCGUUCAAUCCUUUACCCUGAAGUUCAUAAAUAAAUUUGUUUCCGUUUUUGGACCGGUCUUUACUGCUGGCAAAGGCUGAUCUUUUUCCAAACAGGGUAAAGGUUAAACAACUAUAAAAGGCUAAUAUAAAUCCAUUACGUAAUUUGGGCAUACUUGUUUUACAAUUAAUUUAAACACUGUACACUAUUACAUUGUUUUAAAGUUACAACACUAAACUUUAUAGUAUAUAUAUAUUUAGUCAUAAAUAAUUAAGUUAUUACGAGUAAGUUAUAACAAUGGAUAUCAACAUUUUUUUUUAAAUCGUUCAUUGUUAAUUAAGUAAUGUCACUUUUUUACUUAACAUAUUUUAUAGUCAUACAGUAUUCAAAUAUUGCUGCGUUUAUUACGUACUUGUAAUACUUAGAUGAUAUUGAAUGAGUAUAAGUUCAAUACUGAAUUAAUUGAAAAAGUUGAAUAAAAUUAAACUGGCGACCAUAUUACUUUAUUCAACAAGUUCAAUAAAUUCAGUAAUGAACCUACACGAAUAUAAUAUUCUAUUUAUUACAUACACAAAAUAAGACUGAUUAAAGUGAAAAAAUGAUCUCUUUUUUAUCAUUGAACAGGACAGAUAUCUUAUUUUACAGCUCAGCUUCAUAUACAUCUAUGUAACCAUGCAUGAAUAUAUGAAAUAUAUAUCGUAAGACAUGUUUUCAUCAGUUUACUAAUAUCUUGCCUUAUUUUACUUACAAGGAAGUCGAGGAUUUUGAAAUUCUAUAUUAUGCAUAUUUAAAUGUAUUUGAUAUCUUUGAGUUUCAAAUUUUUUACUUUUUAUAACGUAUUUUGACAUAUAUUUUGUAAUUGAUAAAUAUACUAAUAUCAUUGUCUAAUUUACAUACAGAAGAAGUGAAAUAUAUUUUGCCAUUGUUUAUAUAUGUUUUAAUAUCGAAUCCUGUUGUAAUCGUGAACUGUACAUAAUGUAUUUUUACAUUUAGUACACUAUUAAAUUGUUUUGAUUAUUACAUUUAAGAAGAAUGCCUCCAGAUUCAUGUUAAUUUUCACGAAAGUUUUGAAAAUGUUUUUAAAAGUAAAACAUAAUGAAGUGAACAUAAAAAGUGAUUUUCACAUUGCCACGGCACUUACACUCCACGAUAUUCUUUCAAAAGACAAACAUAAACUGUGUUAUGCUAGUUUUAUGUAUUAAUAUUAAAAUAAUAUGUAUUGAUAUUGUCAUGACAUUGUAUUAGUAUUGCCAUUAUAUAUAUCUAUAGAGUCAUAAUAUGUAUUAAUAUUGCAAUUAUAUGUACUAAUAUUGCCAUAAAAUGUAAUAAUUGCUAUCAUAUGUAUAAAUUAUUUUAGUAUUUUGUGAAAUAAUUUAUUUCUGAUGCAGAAUAACUGUAAUAUUUGUUCUAAGUGUUGUAUAAAUACAAAUGUAUACUGCUGUAUAUUUAUGAAUAAUUAGUUUUACAUGUUAUAUUUCAUUAAUUUUACGAACAUGUACUUUUAGAAUAUGACAUAUGUCAAUGGUAUGUUUUUUAAUCUGAAUCUUUUGAAGGUUUAAUAAAUAUCAUUAAUUGUUCUUCUCAGUGUAAUAAAUUUUAAUAAUUGAUAUGAUGUAAGAAAAAA
Molecule: messenger RNA, 2345 nt
Organism: Ruditapes philippinarum (Manila clam)
Lineage: Eukaryota; Metazoa; Mollusca; Bivalvia; Venerida; Veneridae
Biological process (GO): signal transduction
Molecular function (GO): protein binding
Source: RefSeq, a predicted model, not a curated record